Molecule: messenger RNA, 942 nt
Organism: Triticum turgidum subsp. durum (durum wheat)
Lineage: Eukaryota; Viridiplantae; Streptophyta; Magnoliopsida; Poales; Poaceae
Source: the annotation of a GenBank genome assembly
AUGCGCAGCCUACGGGGCCUCCUCGCCGUCUCCGGCCACCUCGCCGCCCGCCACGCGCCGCCGAGCGGCGCCUCCUCGUCUCCCCACAGCGUCCUCUUCGCCCGUGCCCUCCAGAUCCUCUCCCAGUCGGAGCCCGUCCGCCUCCACAAGCUCUCGGCGCCCGACUCCGGGAUCGUGGAGCUGAGGCUGGAGCGGCCGGAGGCCAGGAACGCCAUCGGGAAGGAGAUGCUCAAGGGGCUGCGGAGCGCCAUGGACAAGGUGAAGGCCGACUCGACGGCCAACGUUGUACUGGUAGCGAGCUCCGUGCCCAAGGUCUUCUGCGCGGGCGCUGACCUCAAGGAAAGGAGGUUAAUGGGCCCUUCUGAAGUCCGGGAAUUUGUUAAUACCUUGAGAGCUACAUUCUCAUCCUUUGAGGCACUCCCUAUUCCUACAAUAGCUGUUGUUGAAGGAGCUGCCUUUGGCGGUGGGCUAGAGUUGGCUCUUUCAUGUGAUCUUCGUAUAUGUGGGGAGAGUGCAACAUUCAGCUUGCCAGAAACCGGCCUUGCUAUUAUUCCUGGGUAUGUGUCCAGGAUGGCGCUUUACUUUUCUGGAGGGACACAGCGUCUUCCAAGGAUUGUUGGAAGGGCCAGAGCAAAGGAAUUGAUAUUCACUGGCCGUAGAUUUGAUGCGACAGAAGCUGUAAAUAUGGGGGUAGUGAACUACUGCGUUCCUGGUGGCGAGGCUUAUCAAAAGGCUCUUGAACUUGCCCGGGAGAUAAAUCAGAAAGGUCCGUUAGCGAUAAGGAUGGCCAAGAAGGCCAUCAACGAAGGGGUGGAGGUAGACCUGUCCUCUGCGUUGGCUGUCGAAGAAGAGUGCUACGAGCAAGUUCUGCACACUCAGGAUCGCCUUGAAGGUCUAGCUGCAUUUGCAGAGAAAAGAAGACCUUUGUACACAGGAAAGUGA